This is a messenger RNA of Vidua chalybeata, 801 nucleotides long. Its product is annotated as translation initiation factor IF-2-like. The coding region runs from base 1 to 801 and encodes 266 amino acids. The record is from RefSeq and is a predicted model, not a curated record. The transcript has a single exon. Lineage: Eukaryota; Metazoa; Chordata; Aves; Passeriformes; Viduidae.
AUGCCUUCCCCUCGCUCUGCGGCCGCCACUGCUCCGAACGCCCCUCCCGGCUGGCGGCUCCUCUGCUUUAAGCGGCCGAGCAGCGCCCCGGAGCUGCCGCAGACACAGCGCCGCGCCCCGCCCCCGCCGCAGCGCCAGGUGACGGUGCCUCUGGUGCCUCUGGUGCCUCCGCCCGAUCCCGCUCUGCCCGGGCAGGAGCGCGGUCGCUUCCUCGGCUGGCGCGGCGGGAGGGAUGCGGGGGGGAAAAAACCGGCGGCGCCGCGCAGGCUCCGCCCGCUCCCGGCUGCGGCGGAGGGGGCGGCAGGAGCGCGUCCCCGGCCGGGCGGCGGCGGCUCCUCCCGCCCGCACUAUGGCGGCCCCGCCGCAUCCGCCCCGCGGCGGCGCUGGGAGGGGCGGGGGGGCCGCGCUGCGAUCCCGCCCGGCACGGCCCCGCCGGCCGCCGCCACCUCUCGCGAGAGGAGCGUUGGGGCGCUCGGAACCGCGCGGUGCUUCAUAGAGCCCGGACCCGUCGGGAGCCCCCGAGAGCCCUCAGGCACCCACCGGUCCCUCACACACCCCCGGAGCCUUCACACACAGCCCCGGACCUUCCAUACACACCCCAGAUCUCGUCACACACCCCCGGAGCCCUCACGCACCCUUGACCUCCCAUACACACCCCUAGAUCCCCUCAGACACCCCCGGAGCGUUCAUGCACCACGGACCUCUCAUACACGCCCCCAGAUCCUCUCAGUUCCCCUCACAGUCCCUCACACACACCACCAGACUCAUACGCACCCCCAGAUCUCUUCAGACACCCCCUGA